CUCAGAUCGGCGUCGGAGCCCCCUGGCAGGGCUCAGCGCGCCAAGGAAGGGGGUCCAGCGCCGAUCCAAAACUCCGCACGGGCCUCCGAGAGUUGUUGCUCAGGCAGCUUGUGUGUUCCUCAAGUUUCGGCCAGUGGAUGUGCAGAUCGCUGUCGAGCGAAGCGGGGCGGCCGGAUGGCCGCUGUCUCCGUCGCGGCAGCUGGCGAGGCUGGCGUCGUGGCCCUGACAGACGAGCCGCCAUCUGCCUCAGGCGCCGCCGCGGACAGAGCCGCGGAGCUUGACGACUCUGCUGCGCCGGGUGGUCACCUCGAGCCGGUGCUCGCGAGCCGCGCCGACCGUGCCGGGGCCCGGGGCCCAGCCCCUGCGGGCGUGCCUCGGCGAGCGGGCGCGCUGCCUCGCGUCGCUGGGGCGGAGCCGUGGCGCAUGGCCCCUCGGAGGCUGGCUCAGACAUCCGCGCCACCACUUGCUGGUUCUGGUCGCCCAGGGCCAGGGCGGCCCUGCUGCGGCGGUGCGGGGCUCUGCAGUGGGGUGUGCUGCCGCUGCCGUCGCAGAGCCCAGGGCUCGAGGUCAUCAGGGUCGCUCUUGAGGCCAGGGUCCUGAGCCUGCGCUUCGACGGCGCCCCCAGGGCUCGAGGUCAUCAGGGUCGCUCUUGAGGCCAGGGUCCUGAGUCUGCGCUUCGACGGCGCCCCCAGGGUUCGAGGUCAUCAGGGUCGCUCUUGAGGCCAGGGUCCGGAGUCUGCGCUUCGACGGCGCCGUGGGCGUGGGCCGUUCCCGUCACAGAACGGAGCCACUGCGGUGCUCGCAGCUGCUGCGCGCUUGCGCGUGGGCGGGCCCGCUGGGUGCGGGGCUCGGCGCUGCCGGUGAAGCCGCGUUCCAAGUGCGCCGGCGGCUUCUGCGGAUUGCAGGGCAGCGUUUGCCAGCCUGAAGCACAUCCUUCUCCUUAUGAUUGGCAUCUCCUUGACUCGGUCUCGAUCUACGAUUUCCCUCAGUUUCUGAAAGCACAUCCCUACUAUUGUCAUCGGGUUGGGCGUAUCAAUCUCAGAGAUAGGGCCGAGCUCGAGGCUGGUUGCACAAAUCUGACCUGCUACUCGCUGGCGCUGAUGGUGGUCUACUUCAGGCAGGUCCACCCCACUCCGUCCUCUGAGCGGCCGGCCAGCGAUCACUUCCUACAUGAUGCUGCGUUGCGCCCAGUGGAACUCCUCAUCGCGCCAGCACCCGUUCUUUGGUGUCAUGAUGUUGCACGCCUAAUUAGUGGAACGCGUCCACCGCGCCAGCAACAGUCUUUCUGCCGUGCGGAGUGCGCUCACCGUGUCCCGCCAAAGUGUCAGCGGAGAAGGGG
Molecule: messenger RNA, 1339 nt
Organism: Prorocentrum cordatum
Lineage: Eukaryota; Dinophyceae; Prorocentrales; Prorocentraceae
Source: the annotation of a GenBank genome assembly